UUAGUGUCAACAGCGGAAUUGUAUGGAUGGAGCAGAAACGAUUUGCCCUGCAUAUCAUGAGAGAUCUAGGAUUUGGUAAAACGCGGAUGGAAGUCCACAUAAAGGAAGAGAUUGCCCACCUUUUGAGCGAGCUAGAAGAAUUUCAAGGGAAACCAGCAAAUGUCAGGCGAUUUUUAGCACCUAGCACCUCAAAUAAUAUAUCCGCUCUGAUUUUCGGUCGACGGAUUGAUUAUCAUGAUCCUAUGAGAAUUCUUCUGGAUCAGGUUAUUACAGAACUGAUUCGCUUCUUCAGGCCCACCAGCAUUCAUGCUUGGUUUCCAUGGGUGAAAUCUUUGCUGUUCUAUUUCAAGCUUUGGGACUACGACAAGUUGGAAUUUGCAAUUGAAAAACUGAUGGCUUUUGUAGAUAAAGAAAUCGACGAGCAUCAAUUAAGCUUGGAUCCAAAUUUCAUCCGAGACUACAUGGAUGGCUUCCUUUUACAGAUGGAACAAAGGAAAUACAGGGAACCCAAUACAUCCUUUACUCGUGCCAUGCUAAAAGGCAAUGCUCCUUCCCUCAUUGGGGCAGGUAGCACUACUGUCAGGGCGACUGUUGAAUGGACUUUGCUGACUAUGGCCAAAUAUCAGGAUGUGCAAAAGAAAAUCCAGGAUGAAAUUGAUGAGGUUAUUGGUCGCGAGAGAACUCCCAACUGGGCUGACCACAUCCAUUUGCCCUAUACAGAAGCUGUUCUCAUGGAAGUACAGAGAUGGAAGACAGUUGUGCCCAUCAAUCUACUUAGAUAUACAACAGAAGACAGCGAUGUUAUGGGCUAUGAUGUUCCAGCUGGUAUGACGGUUAUCGCCAACAUCUACGCCAUACAUAAUGAUCCAGACUAUUGGGAUGAACCUCAUCUUUUCAAACCAGAGAGAUUUUUAUCAGAAGACGGAAAGGAAGUCGUCAAACAUGAGUGCUGGAUACCGUUUUCGCUAGGUAAAAGAGCUUGCCCAGGUGAAACUCUGGCCAAUGUAGAAGUAUUUCUGUAUGCAACGAGCCUUUUGCAAAAAUUCCAUAUAGAAUUUCCUGAAGGAAAACACCAUAAUUUUGAAGGAGUGGUUGGUGCUACUUUUGAACCGACGCCAUACGAACUUUGCAUGGUUCCAAGACUGUGAACUGAUUACUUAACUAUCUUUUUAUUGUAAAAUACCAUUUUCAUGAGUUGAAGCAGAGGAGUUCUCUCUAUAUAAAUGUUAUGUGCUUUUUUUCAUAUGAAAACAUUCAUCUCUAAAUUUUAUGAUGCACAUCUAUGAAAAUUUUGGACUGAAUACAUGGAAGCCAAUUUCUUAAAGGAAACGAAACGUACACCAUUUUUUCUAUUACAUAAUUUCUUUUUAAGCUGGUCAUCUCUUGGUAUGUGCACAGAGCUUUUGGUUGCUUACCUGAGUCAGCUGUUGAAUGCUCAUCAUUCUUCAAUUUUUGAAUUCUCCAUAUUCACUCAAAAUUGCAUACUUUAACAUAACAUUAAACUUCAGGUUUCAGGUCUUUUAGAGCUAAGUCACAUUUUAGUAAUGCUUCAAGAAAAUUAAAUUUCUUUUAAAAAUAUUAAAUUUUUAUAUUUUAUAUCAUUUAAACAGACAUUGCAAAUGAUCUGAAAAUUUCACUAAUUCGCAUUAAUUAUGAAAACAUUGUUGUGUCUACAAGUGUGUUUUAUUGUAAAAAAUGUAUUUUAUGCAUAUUUUUGUUUUGUUGCGUCUAAUAAAAGAAUAUGAGAAAAUCUAA
Molecule: messenger RNA, 1755 nt
Organism: Stegodyphus dumicola
Lineage: Eukaryota; Metazoa; Arthropoda; Arachnida; Araneae; Eresidae
Product: cytochrome P450 2J6-like
Biological process (GO): xenobiotic metabolic process
Cellular component (GO): intracellular membrane-bounded organelle; cytoplasm
Molecular function (GO): oxidoreductase activity, acting on paired donors, with incorporation or reduction of molecular oxygen, reduced flavin or flavoprotein as one donor, and incorporation of one atom of oxygen; heme binding; iron ion binding
Source: RefSeq, a predicted model, not a curated record